Syngnathus acus (greater pipefish) is the source of this 616-nucleotide messenger RNA. RefSeq names its product cytochrome c iso-1/iso-2-like. NCBI's taxonomy places the organism in Eukaryota, Metazoa, Chordata, Actinopteri, Syngnathiformes, Syngnathidae. Gene Ontology annotation, cellular component: mitochondrial intermembrane space. The coding region runs from base 103 to 423 and encodes 106 amino acids. The record is from RefSeq and is a predicted model, not a curated record. Gene Ontology annotation, biological process: mitochondrial electron transport, ubiquinol to cytochrome c; mitochondrial electron transport, cytochrome c to oxygen. Gene Ontology annotation, molecular function: electron transfer activity; heme binding. The transcript has 3 exons.
GAAGGGGAAAAAAAAACUUGUCACUUGAGAAGGGUGGUGCCUCGUCUGUCAAGAAGUUUAAGAAUUUGAGACUACACACCUUGACAAACAGAAAGUGUGGCCAUGGGAGACGUGGAGAAAGGGAAGAAGGUAUUUGCAUUGAAAUGUUCCCAGUGUCACACUGUGGAGGAAGGUGGAAAACACAAAGUGGGGCCAAACCUGUGGGGUCUCAUUGGCAGGAAGACAGGACAGGCGCCUGGCUUUUCUUAUACACGGGCAAAUGUUGAGAAAGGUAUCAUAUGGAGUGAAGAGACUCUGAUGAUCUACCUUGAAAACCCCAAAAAAUACAUUCCCGGUACCAAGAUGAUCUUCAAUGGUCUCAGAAAGAAAAGGGAAAGGCAGGAUAUUAUUGCCUAUUUAAAGGAAGCCACCUCACCGAAAUAGAUACACAACAAUUUCUCAUUAUAUUAUUAAAUUGCAUCUUAUUGUGUGUAAUGCAUAUGUUCAUGUAUGAAUUUUAUUAUCUCUAUAUGAAUUCACUUCUUGACUCUAAAUACUUAAAUUGAAUUUUCUUACCAUAUUUUAAUUUAUUGAGAUGCACCUACAUUAUGAUAUCUAUUAAAAUCUUUGAAUUAUA